This is a messenger RNA of Lymnaea stagnalis (great pond snail), 3233 nucleotides long. Lineage: Eukaryota; Metazoa; Mollusca; Gastropoda; Lymnaeidae. The record is from the annotation of a GenBank genome assembly.
CCUAAAAAUUUUGAGGAAAUCCAGUUUUUUAACUCAAAUAAUUACUACCUUGGUCUUGAUUGGUGAGAAUAUGUUCUUAUAUCUUCGUAAAUGUUUGCUUUUUUUUUUUUUUUUUGCACAAAUGUGCACAAAUUUAUUUGAGACUAGUUAAUCUGCGUAACAAACAAGUUUCAAAUUUAAAAAUUAUAUUUAGUUGUUUCAACUUAGCCACAAAUAAAAUGAAAAAUCAAAGUAAUAACUGAAAGCUUAUGGUAAAGAAAUGGUUUUAGUUUAGAAAGUUGGGCUGACUUUCCUUAAGUUUGGGCUAAAAUCUUAGCACUGAAAAUUGUUGUAUAAACUUUUUAACAUGUAAUUACUCCUUAAUUUAACACUUUUGUUUUAUAAUAUAGGUAUAUGGAAUUUUUUCCUCAACCUGAGAAGCCCAAUACAACAUUAUUAUUUGAAAAGAGUGCAAAUUACUUUGAUAGUGAGGUUGUUCCUAAGCGGGUAGCUGCACUCGUCCCUAGAGCUAAAAUUAUUGUAAUACUUAUGAACCCAUCUAAACGAGCUUAUUCCUGGUAUCAGGUACAGUUUUUUUUCAUAUUUUGUAAUAAAUAUUCUUAGUAAUAAUAAAACAAUUAUUGAUUUUAUUAAUUUACCUGUAACAUUUCAAUUAAAUCUCUUAAAAACAAUGGAGCCCUGCUUUAAUUUGAACAGGAAUCAUUAUAAAAAUACUUUGAUUGUGAAUGACCUACUAAAUUUUCUAAUUUCAAUUUUCUUUUUUCCACAGCACAUGAGGAGUCACAAUGAUCCAACUGCUUUAAACCACACAUUUUAUGAAGUUGUUAGUGCAUCUGAUAUGGCUUCUCAAAACUUGCGGACACUUAGAAAUCGUUGUCUUACUCCAGGCUUAUAUGCUCAACACUUAGUCAGAUGGUUAGAUUUCUUCCCUGCUGAACAAGUAAUUAUUUUUUUGUAUUAGUCUAAAAAACUAACAUCAGUUUCUAUCCUAAUUUCCUUUUUCUGAUUAUAUGUCAUAAAAUUUUAUGUUUUAUAUGUUAAUUCUACUAAUGUACUAUCAAUGUUGGCUAAUAUAAAUUAAGGAUAUUUUCUAUGCAGUUUACAAAAUGAAUACUAAAUGGUUUUUGAAAAAAGAUUUAUUACACAGAAAAAAUUUUGGUUUUGAAGGUUAACUGCGCAUUUGAAAAGAAACAGAAAAUGUUCUCAAAUUUUAAUUAAAAAUGUAAGAGUCAUCCUAUUUUUCCUCAGCUUCACAUAGUGCACAGCGAUGAAUUGCGCAAUGAUCCUGUCAACGUCAUGCACCUUGUACAAAAAUUUUUACACAUCCUACCAUACUUGGAUUACAGCCAACAUCUUCGGUCAGUGUUGCUCUUAGUUUUUAUCUUUCAUUUCAGUGUUACUGUACACAUGUUUAAUAGCUAAAGUUGGUAGUUUUUUUAUCUCCACUUUCACUGUUACUUUUUACAUGUUUAACUAUUUUCAUUUUUCUUUUAUAAAUCAGAUAUUAUUAAAAAAAUUCAAGUUAGUUUUUUCUUCUUCUCUUUUUAUCAGUAAACCAAAACAAUUAAUGACACAGUUUAAUAUAAAAAAUUAUGCAUUAUUUUUCUCAAAACUUCAAAGUGUUAAACUUAUAUUUUUAAAAAGAAAAUCUAUGAAGCCUCAUGUAUUUCCCUACAAAUUGAUAUAUAAUAUCACAAGCUUUAGACAUAGAUUCUACAAUUAAUUUACUAUUUUGUAAGGUCACUAAAUACAUUCUACAAGUAAUUUAGUCUUUAGUAAGGUCACUACUACUUACUUCUACUACUUACUUAAGAAAAUCAGUGAACACCGAGCCGGGGCUCAUAUGGUCCCCCCAACGCACCACCCCGCCAACCAAACCGGCCAUCAACCACUCCCCCAGUGGUCUUUAUUCCGAUCGGGCCGCGAAGCGGCACGCCAGGGACGUUCCGCCCCUAAGACCGCCACACCCGACCUCCACUCGACUGGCCGCUGAGUGUGGCAGCUCCAGAGAAGAAACACCUAGGGGUUUGGAGUGGAUAUAUUUAACGUCUCUUAAGUCCCCCCUUCCCACUCCGGGGGGACGCGAAGUUGUUUGAACCGACGCCCUAUAAUAGGGUUUGUAUGGUUAUUCUAUGGCGCGACUAAUUCGCACCGUAGAUGGGAGAGAGAGGUUGCCUAGGAGCAGUACCCUCAAUACUGUAAGGUCACUAGAAAUCUGAAGAAAAAAUGAAAAAAAUUAUGGAAUGUAAAGAGUUAAGUAACAGCUCAAAUGAAAAUUAAUUACCCUAAAAUUUAGGUUUAAAGUUUUUUUUUUGAAAAAAAUGUAGCUCUGUCUAUAGUCUGUUCACUGCUUAAUAAACAUUUCAGCUUUGACAACCUCUUUAAAAAAUCAUGUUGUUCUUCUGACACAAAAAUGGUAUUAAAAGUUUGUAUAUAUUUUCAGUUUAGAUGUAUUAGCUUGCACCAAGUUUUUUUUAUUAUGAUGAUCUAUUUUUCCAUAAUAUAGCUUUGGACACCCUCUUAGCUUAUACUUUUGCAAUAAUUCUUUAGUAAGCUCCUUUGAAUUUAAUGCAGUAACAUUUUUUUUCUCUCUUACCUUUAGCUAUGAUCCAACAAAAGGUUUUUUCUGUCAAGUUUUGAGCAACAAACAGAACAAGUGUUUAGGAAAGAGCAAAGGUCACAAAUAUCCCUCUAUGGACAGAGUGUCAGAGCAGCACUUGCGAGCCUAUUAUAGAAAACACAAUGUCAUUUUGUCUAAACUACUUUCUAGUUUUAAAUCAGAAAUACCAGAGUGGCUCCAAAAUGAACUCAAAGAUGCAGAAGUUUCAAAGAUUUAGCAGUGGUACUGUUAUUAGAUCACACCUGCCCAUGCUCUUUCAUGUUGGACUUCCAGCACUUAAUGAAUUAACAAAGUUUAACAGAUCUGACUACAAUAAAGGAUAUUAUUAUUUUCAGCCAAGAAUAUGAGGACUUUUUGUGUUUAGAACAGAGAUAGUUGAGUAUUAGAUUUAGGGGUGUGCCGGAUCCGUUUUUUCCAACCGGAUCUGGAUCCGGAUUUUCUUAUGCGAAAUCCGCCGGAUUCGGAUCCGGAUUCCGGAAUAAUCCGGAUUUCGGUUUCUCCCGGAUUCCGGAUUUUGGUACUAUUGGUAGAUACUUCGGUAAGUCAAGGUGGACUACUACUUUUUGUGUAUGGGAAUUCGCAAUCGGCGCCAAAAAAUCCGAGUUUUUAAUUU